Neltuma alba is the source of this 1432-nucleotide messenger RNA. Its product is annotated as BURP domain-containing protein 3-like. NCBI's taxonomy places the organism in Eukaryota, Viridiplantae, Streptophyta, Magnoliopsida, Fabales, Fabaceae. The transcript is spliced from 6 exons. Bases 114 to 1046 code for a protein of 310 amino acids. The record is from RefSeq and is a predicted model, not a curated record.
CUAUCUUUUGCCAUUAUUCUCCAUCUUUAUAUGGUUCCUCUCAGCUCCUCUUUUAUAUUAUUAUCAUAGGAUCAUUUUAUUUGCAGUCUCAGUACCAAGAAGUUCCUCCAAUAAUGAAGCUUUCACUCCUUCCCCUCGUUGCAUUUCUCACAAUUGCCCAUGCUGCUAAUUUGCCACCACCAGAACUUUACUGGAAAUCCAGGCUUCCCACCACUGCCAUGCCCAAAUCUAUUACAGAUCUCCUCCACUCUGCUGGUGGUGACACCACUGUGCAUAGGAAGUAUGAUUAUGGUGAUGACUCAGCUGCGUCAUUUCUAAAGUAUGGAGGUGGCGUAUUCAUUAUUUACGAUGAGCCUGAGACGCAACUCCAACACAAUCCCUUCGCAUCUCUCCUCUUCUUGGAAAAAGACUUGGGAUUUGGUCACACGAAGAAUUUGAUCUUUACCAAGACCUCUAACCAAGCCUCCUUUCUGCCUCGUCAAGUCGUCAAAUCCAUUCCUUUUUCUUCUACCAAGGUGGAUGAGAUAUUGAGAACGUUUUCAGUGAAACCUGGCUCGACAGAAGCUGAGAUGAUGAAGAAAACAAUUAAAGCAUGUGAGGGCUCAGGGAUUAAAGGAGAGGAAAAGUACUGUGCGCUGUCGUUGGAAUCCAUGGUUGAUUUUAUCACCUCCAAGCUUGGGAGACUCGUGGAAGCUUUGUCUACAGAAGUGAUAUUGAAGAAUGAAACAAAGAGGCAAGAAUACAGAAUAAUGCAUGGAGUGAAGAAGGUGGGAGAUGCGAAUCUAGUGGUUUGCCACAAGCUCAGUUAUGUGUACGCUGUGUUUUACUGUCAUAAAAUGGAGACCACAAGAGCCUAUACGGUGCCGUUGCAGGGGGAAGAUGGAAGUAAAGUGAAUGCAAUGGCUAUAUGUCAUACAGACACAUCAGGAUGGAGCCCAAAACAUUUGGCCUUCCAAGUGCUCAAAGUGAAGCCAGGGAGUGUUCCUGUGUGCCAUUUCCUUGCUCAAGGAACUGUUCUCUGGGUCCCCAGACAAACCCCUAAUUAGCAUCAUUCUCAUUGAUGUGCUUCAUCACAAGCAAAACUACUAAAUAAAACUAAGGCUUAAUCCAGUAUUUGCAAGAACUAGCUAAAGGGAAAUAGAGUGGUUGAAAUCACAUAUCGUCUGGUGAAUUCCAGUAAUCUCAGUCAUUUUAUACUGUGAAUAAGAUCGUUAGGAAUAACGGUCACGAUAAUUUUAGAGAAUGAAUUCAAAAAGUUGAGUUCUAGUUAUCCCAUAAGGUAAACCACAAUAAUCCCUUUGAUGCUUCUAGUGAUUGAUCCACUUAAUUGAACUAUUUGUUUUGCGAAUUUUCUCUUCUAAAUUGAUCUCUCUCUUUUUAUUUAAUUGAACUUCUGUGUGGACUAAAUAUUGAUCAAUUUGACUGGUAAAAA